Molecule: messenger RNA, 1653 nt
Organism: Dermacentor andersoni
Lineage: Eukaryota; Metazoa; Arthropoda; Arachnida; Ixodida; Ixodidae
Biological process (GO): proteolysis
Molecular function (GO): metalloendopeptidase activity
Source: RefSeq, a predicted model, not a curated record
CCUAAGCUUCAAGAAAGCCAGCAUGCAAAGCUACUAGCUCGCUUUUCAAGUUAAUUCUCAAGACAUCCAUGAGAAAGCCUCAUCACUCCGACACCCACAUGGAGCAUGCCGUAUUUCGAGGAGAUUCUCAUUAAGUUAACACCAGCAACCAAGCCAUACAUGCCUCGGAAACGGUCAUUAUGCGGGCUAUCGCGUCGUGUAAAACGUUAAUGUGGACCGAGUUAAAGCAUGCUGUUGCGAACUUGUACUUCGGUAGCUCGGCAGAAUCAAAUGGAUAUUUUCUAGCAUUAACAAAUCAGUCGAACCAUUUUUUAUGUGCAGGUAUGUCGAGACCACGCAAAUGAGCGACUCAAAGGAAGUCGUCCAUAUUCUGCCCUCAUCGUCGAAUUCCACUGGUUGAUGAAGUUGCCAGAACCUCAAAGGCCCCGCCGGUACGAUGAACACUACGAUCACCCGCCUAAGCACUUACGAAAUGUCCGGGAGGGCUCCCGCGUGGUGUUUCCACUGAGCGCCGGCAGCCAAACCUACGAGGAGCGGGCCGGGUUAUCCCACACACUACGCAAGCGAGGCGCUUCCGAUAGAUGGUGACUCGACCGGGAAGCGGCGCACUGCUGGAAUGCCGGUCACGUCGCCUUCCCACGGAGGGAUCCAGAGUUGUGGUGGAGUCGGCCAAGGCGGCCAUAGCAGCUUGGCGGGGGAGAUCGGGUCACCGUACGCGCCGCCCAUUUCUACGGGUGUCCACUCGCCAUGCCAGCGCCCUCUUGCGCGACGAGCCGGACGUGAAGACGUAGACAACACACUCGAAGGCGAACCGGAUGGGGCCACCGACAAUAUGGGCACGCGAUCCAUGGCCAACAUGACUGUGAGGGCUACCACCAAAAGGGAGCGCUCGGAGAUGCCCUUAUCGGUGACUGAGGAAGUGCCCAGGGAAGAGCACCCACACGGGGAACAGGGCGUCCAGCCGGCACUCGUCCUGCUAGGGGCCAUGGCGUCGGCUUGCCUGGCCAUCAGCCUGCUCACCCUGCUGGCACGCCUUGCUCCGCCGGCGCAGAGACCGCGCCGCGGCGUAUGCCUGACGCGGGCCUGCGUGGCGCUCAACGACAUGCUGGUGGCCGCGUCCAACGCCAGCGUCGACCCCUGCGACGACUUCUACGAGCACGUGUGCGGCCGCUGGACGGAGCCGGCCUCCGUGUACGAGAAGCACCUCAGCCUCUUCGUCGACAAAGUAAGACGUCGCCUAUAUUUGUCGUGCUUUUACGAACGCUAAGCGCCGCUUGAUGGGGAGACCUCAAAUAAAACCGCAUUGUUGCCCUCGCUCCUACUAAUAGCUUCUCAAAAAAAAAAAUUAUUCAGAUCUGUUCAUUUGCUCAUGAUAUAUUCAAUAUUAUUGCGAUAGCAAUUAGGUGGACACUCCAGGCGCAUUUUUGUUGCCGUCGCCGUCGCCGUGAUGUUCGUAUCUAAAGUCCGAGGGCGAUAACACCCUCGCCGUGCGUCGCAUGCUGUAUGUGCGAUUGAAACUGCGCGAGGGAAGCCGAUUGUCGCGGCUCAAUGUGGCGCGCGCGAAGGAGAAAGCGGUUAGCAAACUGGCCCGCACCUUCAGUCUCGCGAAUGGUCGUGGCGGGAUGGGAGGUAGGGAUGGAGUUGGGGCGGCGU